ACAAUUAAUGUUUUUAACAAAUAUUUUUUAUAAGUUAAAUAUAAUAUAAUAUUGACAAUAUACUUUAAUAAGGAUAUUAAAGAUUGUUUUAUAUGAUCACAUAAAUGCUUUUUAUAUUAAAUACAAUUGUAAAUAUUAUUAAUUCAUUAUGAAAAUAAGUAGAAUUAUUUAUCAUGUAUGGCAUUCUCAAAGAAAUUUGAACUUCUUACAAACAAUUGAAAGACAGCACUUGCUAAUUUAUAGUAGAUACUAUUCUACAGAACCAGAGAAGAAUAAAGAAUAUGAAGUACCAAUAGAAAAUAUUCGUAACUUUAGUAUCAUAGCACAUGUUGAUCAUGGCAAAAGCACUCUUGCUGAUAGACUGUUGGAAUUAACAGGUGCAAUUAAAGCAAAUUCUGGAAAACAAAUUUUAGAUAAGUUACAAGUUGAAAAAGAGCGUGGAAUUACAGUUAAAGCUCAAACAGCUUCUCUUAAUUAUACAUACAAUGGAAUCAAAUAUCUUCUUAAUUUAAUAGAUACACCUGGUCAUGUAGAUUUCUCUGCUGAAGUACAUCGUUCAUUAGCUCCUUGUCAAGGAGUUGUUCUAGUAAUAGAUGCAAAUGAUGGUGUACAAGCACAAACUGUAGCUAAUUUUCAUUUAGCUAUUAAACAAAAUCUAGUUAUAAUACCAGUGAUUAACAAAAUAGACUUAAAAUAUGCUAAUCCUGAAAGAGUAAUGGAACAGUUAAAGAUAUUAUUUGACAUAGAAAAGUCGAAAGUUUUAAAAAUAUCUGCCAAAUUAGGUACUGGUGUACCUCAAGUCUUGGAUGCUAUUGUUGAAAGAAUUCCACCACCUGAUGUAUGUAGAGACAAGCCAUUCAGGGCCUUGAUAUUUGAUAGCUGGUAUGAUAAAUACAAAGGAGCAAUUUUAUUAAUAUAUGUUAAAGAAGGACUUUUAUCUGUAAAGCAAUAUGUUACUGCAAUGUACACUAAAAAAUCUUAUGAAAUUAGACAUCUUUCACUAUUAAGACCUUCUGAAGAACAUGUAAAUAAAUUAUUUGCAGGUCAAAUAGGAUGUAUUUCUUGUAAUAUGAGAUCUUCCAAAGAAGCAUUGAUUGGUGAUACAUUACAUUUAAAAAAUGCUGUUGCUGAACCUCUAAUAGGAUUUAAAUCACCAAAACCAAUGGUUUUCUCAGGUGUUUAUCCAAAUGAUCAGUCAAAGUUUGAUGAUAUGCGAACUGCCAUUGAAAAAUUAACAUUAAAUGAUAGCAGUGUUUCUGUCACACUAGAGUCUAGUGUAGCUCUUGGGCAAGGUUUUAGAAUUGGAUUUUUGGGUUUAUUACACAUGGAAGUUUUCAUGCAACGUCUUGAACAGGAAUAUGAUGCAUUAGCAGUUGUUACAGCACCUAGUGUUACAUAUAAAGCAAAAAUUGUUGGCAAGAAAAAUAUAAAGCAACAUAAUAAUAACGAGAUAAUCACAUUUAAUAAUCCUGCAGAGUUUCCUGAUCCACAAAUUGUGGCAGAGUUUUAUGAACCCUUCAUACUAGGAACUAUCAUAGCACCAACUGAAUAUACGGGUACUGUGCUAUCUCUAUGCCUUGAGAAACGAGGGGUACAACUAUUAACAAAAGAUGUUGGCCAUAGUAGAACAUUAUACCAAUUCCUGUUGCCACUAAAUGAAGUUAUUAUCGAUCUUCACGAUACACUAAAACGUGUUACAUCAGGAUAUGCUAGUUUCGAUUAUGAAGAAUCUGAUUAUGAGGUUUCGGAUAUAGUGAAGUUAAGUAUUGUUUUAAAUGGAACUCCAGUUGAAGAACUUAGUACUAUUGUACAUCUUAGCAAAGCUCGUCAAAAAGGAAGAGAGUUAUGUGAAAAAUUAGUAAAUAAUCUUCCACGCCAAUUAUUUGAGAUAGUAAUUCAAGCUGUUGUUAAUUCAAAAGUCAUUGCAAGAGAAACAUUAAAGGCAUAUAGGAAGGAUGUAACUGCAAAACUGUAUGGUGGUGAUAUUACCAGAAGAAAGAAAUUAUUAGCACAACAAGCAGAAGGAAAGAAAAACAUGAAAUUAAUUGGAAGAAUUUGUAUACCUCGUGAAACAUUUAUAAGUCUCUAUAAAAGAUAAUACAAAAA
Molecule: messenger RNA, 2106 nt
Organism: Osmia lignaria (orchard mason bee)
Lineage: Eukaryota; Metazoa; Arthropoda; Insecta; Hymenoptera; Megachilidae
Gene: waw
Product: Translation factor waclaw
Biological process (GO): positive regulation of translation
Cellular component (GO): mitochondrion
Molecular function (GO): GTP binding; mitochondrial ribosome binding; GTPase activity
Source: RefSeq, a predicted model, not a curated record